AGCCAGCCCUGCCCCGUACAGUCUGCCAUACAUCAGGUACUCCUUUCGACAUCCUUCAUCCUUCCAUCACCAUAUCUGUAAGCCCCGUUGCAGACACAUUGUAUCGCAAUGGAACCAGUCUGUGUGAACAUCACUUCCCACCAUCCCAACAAGGAAGGAGAGGAGCA
Molecule: messenger RNA, 167 nt
Organism: Pelobates cultripes (western spadefoot toad)
Lineage: Eukaryota; Metazoa; Chordata; Amphibia; Anura; Pelobatidae
Source: the annotation of a GenBank genome assembly